Messenger RNA from Haplochromis burtoni (Burton's mouthbrooder), 2690 nucleotides. RefSeq names its product ATPase H+ transporting V1 subunit Ab (gene atp6v1ab). Gene Ontology annotation, molecular function: proton-transporting ATPase activity, rotational mechanism; ATP binding; ATP hydrolysis activity. Gene Ontology annotation, cellular component: proton-transporting V-type ATPase, V1 domain; lysosomal membrane. The transcript is spliced from 15 exons. The coding region runs from base 234 to 2087 and encodes 617 amino acids. Lineage: Eukaryota; Metazoa; Chordata; Actinopteri; Cichliformes; Cichlidae. Gene Ontology annotation, biological process: ATP metabolic process; proton transmembrane transport. The record is from RefSeq and is a predicted model, not a curated record.
AUGCAAAGUGAGGUUAAAUGACCACAAAUAUCCACCAGUUAGAGAUCUUUCCGGUAGUCCAGGGGAGGAUCCAAAAUGGCGCCAGUUGCCGCUAGCCCGCAGUAAAAGCAAGCGGUGAGUGAAUGAAGUCAGCUGAUCUCGCUGUCACGCUCCGCAGCAGCCAGCGUUCCUCUCUCGAACCAAGACAGUAAACGGACACUUCACAGCCACACGUCUGACUAAUAAACGUGAAGAUGGACAUGUCCAAGCUGCCCAAGAUCAGGGAUGAGGAGAGGGAGAGCCAGUUUGGAUACGUUCACGGAGUCUCUGGACCAGUGGUGACAGCGACGGCCAUGGCAGGAGCAGCCAUGUAUGAGCUGGUCCGUGUCGGCCACAGUGAGCUGGUGGGAGAGAUUAUCAGGCUGGAGGGAGACAUGGCCACCAUCCAGGUCUAUGAAGAGACAUCUGGUGUGUCUGUGGGCGAUCCUGUGCUCCGCACGGGGAAACCUCUUUCAGUCGAGCUGGGUCCAGGAAUCAUGGGCUCGAUCUUUGAUGGUAUCCAACGACCUCUGAAGGACAUUAAUGACCUCACACAAAGCAUCUACAUUCCCAGAGGUGUAAAUAUUGGAGCCCUCAACCGAGACCUCAAGUGGGAUUUUUCUCCCAGCAAGAGUCUGCGGGUUGGCAGUCACAUCACAGGCGGCGACAUCUACGGUAUGGUGUACGAGAACUCCCUCAUUAAGCACAAGAUCAUGUUGCCUCCUAAAAACAGAGGCACUGUGACCUACGUGGCUCCGCCUGGAAACUAUGAUAUCACUGAUGUGGUGAUGGAGCUGGAGUUUGAAGGCGUGAAGGAGAAGUUCACUAUGGUGCAGGUGUGGCCUGUCAGACAAGUGCGGCCCGUCACAGAGAAGCUGCCCGCCAAUCACCCACUGCUGACCGGACAGAGAGUGCUGGACGCCCUUUUCCCAUGUGUGCAAGGAGGAACCACAGCUAUCCCAGGAGCCUUUGGCUGUGGAAAGACUGUCAUCUCCCAGUCCCUGUCCAAAUACUCAAACAGUGAUGUCAUCAUCUACGUAGGCUGUGGGGAGCGUGGAAAUGAGAUGUCAGAAGUAUUGAGAGACUUCCCUGAACUGACGAUGGAGGUGGAUGGAAAGACGGAGAGCAUCAUGAAGAGAACAGCGCUGGUGGCCAACACCUCCAACAUGCCCGUAGCUGCCAGAGAAGCCUCCAUCUACACAGGAAUCACUCUGUCUGAAUACUUCAGAGACAUGGGGUACAACGUGAGCAUGAUGGCCGACUCCACCUCCCGUUGGGCUGAGGCUCUCAGGGAGAUUUCUGGACGUCUAGCUGAGAUGCCUGCUGACAGUGGUUAUCCUGCGUAUCUGGGUGCCCGACUCGCCUCCUUUUAUGAGCGUGCCGGAAGAGUGAAGUGCCUGGGCAACCCAGAGAGGGAAGGCAGCGUCAGUAUUGUAGGCGCUGUAUCGCCCCCUGGUGGUGACUUCUCUGAUCCUGUUACCUCAGCCACACUUGGUAUUGUUCAGGUGUUCUGGGGUUUGGAUAAGAAGCUGGCUCAGAGGAAGCACUUCCCAUCCGUCAACUGGCUCAUCAGCUACAGCAAAUACACCCGCGCCCUGGAUGAAUAUUACGACAAGCACUUCCCUGAAUUUGUACCUUUGCGUACCAAGGCGAAGGAGAUUCUGCAGGAGGAAGAGGACCUGGCAGAGAUUGUGCAGCUUGUCGGAAAGGCUUCACUGGCAGAAACGGAUAAAAUCACACUGGAAGUGGCCAAACUGAUCAAAGAUGACUUCCUGCAGCAGAACGGUUACACUCCUUAUGACAGGUUCUGUCCUUUCUACAAGACAGUGGGCAUUCUCUCCAACAUGAUAGCUUUCUAUGACAUGGCACGGCACGCGGUGGAAACCACAGCUCAGAGCGACAACAAAAUCACCUGGGCCAUAAUCAGGGAGCACAUGGGAGAAAUCCUCUACAAGAUCAGCUCGAUGAAAUUCAAGGACCCGGUUAAGGAUGGUGAAGCCAAGAUCAAGGCCGAGUAUGCACAGCUGGUGGAGGACAUGCAGAACGCCUUCCGUACCUUGGAGGAAUAGGCGCCCACCAGUCACAAUCUUUCGAGUUUUCAUCUCAGACCCCUCCACUGCAGAAUCACAUUCCACCUCCAUGUAUCCCUCAAACUAUCUGUACUCAAUUGUGCUCCUCUGUGAGUCACCGUGUGAGAGUGUGUGCAUGUGAAAUUUCAUGUGGAGGGAAAAGAGAAAGAUGUACUGUAUUCAUUAUUACUCGUUGCCUCGUAUCGGCACACUCUGGAUCCUCUGCAUGGUCAUCGAUCAUGUGUGCGUGUAUGUGAAUUAGAUGUGUGUAUGAAACGGGGAUCCCUUCACCUUGGUAAUUCCUUUCUCUGUUUACAUGAAUCCUAUGUGUUGUGUUGCUCUUCCUGAAGAGGAUUGUUCAGUUGAUGUAUUGUAAUUCACAGACCAUCUGUACAGAAGAGUAUUGAAUAUAAAUUUAAUGAGAUCAGUCUAUUUAUUGCCAGCAUUUUGACGUAAAGGCUUUGUUUCUUUUUGUUUUUAUGGUUGUUUCACGCUGUGCAGUGCUGUGUACUUUGCUGUGUGAAUGUGUAAGAGUCCAACGCUCUGCUGUCCAGUGCUUUCAUCAUGUUACUCCCAAAGAAUUAAAAUAUGAGAAAAAAAACA